AUGUUUUCAAAAAGGACGGCUGUUAAAAAAAAUAUAAAGAAGAGUUUGGUUGAUGAUUCAGGAAAUGGUGAUGAAGAAGGUAAUCUAUUUAAAGGAUCCUUGAAUGAAAAAAAUAAAGCAGUAGGACAAAAUGAAAAAGGAAAUAAAAUCAAUAAUAAUGUAUCCGGACGUGAAGAAGGUAUAAUAUCACAAGAUGAAACCGAUUUAAGUGAAAUAAAAAAAAAUGUAGCAUCAUCAUUUAUACCUGAAAAUCGAAACAUUGACGAUGUAUGUAAUGCUGAAGAUACUAUGGGGAAUCAUCAACAUAAUCAACAAACUGAUUUAAAAAUAGAAAAAAAUGAAAAAACAAAAAAAAAAUUGAGUUUUAUAGAAAGGAAAAAAAAAGAAGAAAUGGAUAGAGUAAAUAAACUAAAUACAAGCUUUAAUAUAUACAGUGAUAAUGAUAGUGGUAGUGAUAGUGAAAAUUAUAUAAUGAUAAAAAAAAAAAAAAAAAAUAUGAAAAAAAAAUUUGCUGGUAUCAAUAGUAAUGAUAUAUAUAAACAAAAAGAAAGCAUCGAAAAAAUUAGUAGCAUGAAAGACAGUACACAAAAUAAUGAACAAUAUCAUCGAAAAUACAUUAUAAAUAAGUAUUAUAUGCACACCAAAGAGGGCGAGAGCGAUGGAAAUGAAGGACAUCAAAAUGACCCAUUUACAAUGAGAGAAACAGAAGAUGAAAUUAAUGAAAUGGAUGGGACUAGUCCAUAUAGUUAUAACGGUGUAAAAGGUGAUGAAAAUUUUCAAAAAAUAUCACAAAUGAAUAAUAAUUACAAAAAUAAGAUAGCAACUGAUAAUAGCUUGCUUGUACAGGAAAAUGAGCAACUAUUUGAUGACCAAGUCAUAAUUAAUUUUGAAGACGAAAUCGAUGAUGAAAAUGAUGAAGAAAAUAAAUUAAUUAAAGAAAUAAAAUUAAAAAAAAAUAUUAUUCGAAAGAAAAAAGAAAUAUCAGAAAAAUAUUUAUUUGAAUAUGAAGAAAAUUCAAAUGAUGAUUGUGAAAAAUUAUACCCUUAUGAUUAUUCUUACACAGGUGAUCAUAUUUCAAAAAAAAAUAUUUUUUCAAAUGAAAUAAAUAAUUUUGAAAAUGAAGACGAUUUUGAAGUUGAUGACACAUAUAACUACGAAACUUUAAAAGAGCUUAAAUACAAACUAUUAAUAAAAAAAAAUAAAAAUGAAGGAAUAGGAAAUUUAUAUGAAAAAAGUAAGCCUGAUCAAGAGCCAGAAAUAAAAAAAGACUCUUCAAGUGAUGAAUUAGAAAGCAAAGGAAAAUAUGACACUUCCAAAUUAUACAAAUCGUAUGUAAACUAUGAUAAUAUAAAUGAUGAAAAUGAUGAAAAUGAAAAUCAUAAAAUAAAAAAAAUUAUUAACAGGAAUAUUUUUAAUGAGCUAACUAAUGAAAAAAAAAAAAUGGAAUUUUUAGCUAGCUCAAAUUAUGAUAAUAAUUUAAAUGAAGAUAUAUAUAUGAGUGAUAAAUCAACUGGAAAUAUUCCAAUAAAAAAAGAAAAAACAAAUGAUUUAAAUAAUGUAAAAGUUGAUGAAAAUGACAAAGAAGGAAAAACAAUUAUUAUAGAAAAGGGACAAACAGUAAACAAUAUUAAUGAAAAAAGUUUAAAAAAUAAAGAAGACAUUGAAGAUAUUACUUUUUAUAAUUAUGAAAAUGAAAAUAUUUUUGAAAAUAUUAAAAAAAACUUUGAAGAAUAUGGUGUGUGUAAUUUAGAAAUUGUCAAAAUGAAUAAUGAUAUAAAAAAGGAAUAUGAAAAUUAUAAAAAUCGAAUUAAAAAUUAUGAAAAUAAAAAACGUUUAGAACAACAUAAUAAUAUAGAAUAUAAAAAAUUAAAAAAAAUGUGUAAAGAAAAAAAAGACCAACUUAUUACAUGUAUAUAUAUUAAUAAAUUUAUAGCAAUUUUAAAGAAUCUUAUUUUAGAAAAAUCCAAAUGUAUUGAUAAUGCAUUAAAAUUAUUAUACAAAAUGGAAAGUAGUUUUACAACAAUUUAUUUUAAUAUGAAGUUGUAUAUUUAUAAAGAAUAUUAUGAAUAUCAUAAACUUAAAUUUAUUGAUGAUUAUAUAUUUAAUUCAAAAUUUUAUAAAAUAAAUAAAAAUAAAUAUAAAUCGAUUCAUUUAAAUUAUCUCAUAAAAGAAGACUAUUUUAUUCAAAACCAAAACGACAUACAUACCCUUAUCUCAUUUUACAAUAAUUUUGUUAAAAAUAUUUAUAAUUACAAUUAUUUUGACAAAACAUCUUACCAUUAUAUGCUUGAUGGCUUUUCAAGUAAUUAUUCUACUGACUCAUCGAAUGUUAGUGAGGGUGAUGGUGAAGUGAUUGAAGAAUUGGACGGUAGCCAACCCAAUUUUAAAGACAAAAAUAAAAGUGAAAAAACAAAAUAUUUUCAGACUAUAAAAAUGAAAGACAUAAAAAAUAAGUUCCUUUCUCUUAUUGAAAACAUAUUUGAAAAUGUAAAUUUAUAUUUUUUAAAUUUUAAAAGUGUAAUAAAAUAUUUUUAUUUAUUUAAAUAUUAUAAUAAUGAUUUUUAUAAAAAUAAUAAUUGCUUGAAAUGUUUUGAAGAUAUAUUUUUUUUUUUUGUAAAAUUAGAGCUACUUUAUUGGGAUCCAAUUUUACAAUUCUCAUUAAAAAAAAAAAAAAAAAAUAAUAAACUUGAUAUUUAUGACAAGCAAUUAAAAAGUGAUACAUUAAUGAUAGAUCAAAAUACACCUGAAGAAAUAGAAAACAUUACAAAUGGUAGUAACGAGAAUAUAUUCCCCCAUUUUAAUCAUAACAACCUAUUCAUAAAUAGUGACAAUGAUGAUGAUAGCCAAUUACUAGAUUCAUCAGAUGACUCUGAAAGUGAAAUUUCUGUAAGUAGUUCAAGUUCUACAGAUGAAGAAAUUGUAAAUAAUAAUAAUAUGACAAAAAGGGAAAGUGAAAAUAGUAACGAAGAAAACAACAUCAACUUUGAAAACAUAAAUAAAAUACAUCCCACUUUUAAAAAGUUUCGAAAAAAUACAAAUUUUGAAAAAAAAAAAUACAAACUUAAUAAAAAAUGUUUUAAUACUAGUCCAUUUAUAAAAUCAUUUGAAUGGUACAAAUUCAUGGAUGAACUAAUACUUAUAUAUGAUGCACCAAGUGAAAAAGAAAUAUUAACAAAUUUAUAUAGAAAUAUAUUUAACAAUAAAAUAUAUGAAAUUAUAGAUAAUGUAUGGAAUCCAUUUUCAUUAAAUCAAAGUAUAAACUUAGUUGCCAUAAUAAAAGAUUACAUAACAUAUAAUGAAGAACAUGAUUUAUUAUUUUUAAAAAUUAGAGAAAGGGUUUGUAUAUAUAUAAACACAUAUUUAGAGACACGUAAAAAUAUAAUGAAUCAAAAAAAAAGAAAUAUUUUCCUAAUCAGAUGUUUAAAACUUUUUAAAUGCAUAAAAAAUAUACUUACUAUAUCCCACGAUAUAGAACUAUAUCAAAUUGUUCAGAAAGUUUUCUAUGAUAUAGUUUUAGCUAACUGUGAUUAUUCGAACAAAUAUCAUAACCUUAUUUUAGCAUCUUUAAUUCCGAUUAUUCAAUCUGUAAAUAUAUUAUAUAAUAAUAACUUUGAUAGUGAUGUGUCAGAAAUAAUGAAUAAGGUCAUCUCAAAUUUGGAGUCAGAUGGCACUUGCUUCACGACACUUCAUAUUGAUCAUUGA
Messenger RNA from Plasmodium vinckei vinckei, 3702 nucleotides. Its product is annotated as conserved Plasmodium protein, unknown function. NCBI's taxonomy places the organism in Eukaryota, Apicomplexa, Aconoidasida, Haemosporida, Plasmodiidae. The coding region runs from base 1 to 3702 and encodes 1233 amino acids. The transcript has a single exon. The record is from RefSeq and is a predicted model, not a curated record.